UCGCUGAAGAGUUUGUAACUUGAUUUCUGAGCUUCAUUUUCUUCUUCACUUAAAGGAAAAAAAAACAAGAACAAACAAAUCUUUUGAAACAGAAGAGAAUCUAAAGAAGAUUCAAGAAGAACCAAGAGAAAGUUUCAAGAUUUUAUUCUGCUCGAGUGACAAAACCUUAUCAACUGCCAAAACGUAUAUUCUAGGUCAGAACCUAUUGGGAUCUGUUGAAUGGGGGUAUCAUUCUCCUGUCAGUUCACCAAGCAAGAAGACGUGGAGACAGCUCUAGACUCUGUCACUGUCAAGUCCAUAAGCUUCGGUGAUGACGACGAGUGCAGAACUCCCAAGAGAUCCGUUAACUUCAGUGACAGAACUCUCGAGCCCACGAUCUUGAAAUCUCUGGGAUCUGGUGGUAAAAUGGUCGUUGAGAAGUCUGUCAGCUUCAAAGGGAUGCAACUGGAGAGAAUGAUCUCUCUCAACACGAAAGAGAACAACGGCUUUGAGUUAGACAAUGCAGAGAUUGCAAGAGAACUCUCGGUUCUUGAUCCGAGGAACCCUAAACACGAAGCUGCUAUUAAGUUACAGAAAGUUUACAAGAGUUUCCGUACAAGGAGAAAGCUGGCUGAUUGUGCAGUGCUCGUGGAGCAAAGCUGGUGGAAGCUUUUGGAUUUUGCUGAGCUGAAGAGAAGUUCUAUAUCUUUCUUUGAUAUUGAGAAACACGAAACCGCGAUUUCGAGGUGGUCUAGAGCUAGGACUAGAGCAGCUAAGGUUGGUAAAGGAUUGUCCAAGAAUGGAAAAGCACAAAAGCUUGCUCUACAACACUGGCUUGAAGCUAUUGACCCGAGGCAUCGGUAUGGACACAACCUGCACUUUUACUACAACAAGUGGCUGCACUGUCAGAGUAGAGAACCUUUCUUCUACUGGCUUGAUAUUGGCGAGGGAAAAGAAGUAAAUCUUGUGGAGAAGUGUCCUCGUUUGAAACUUCAGCAACAGUGCAUCAAGUACCUUGGUCCGAUGGAAAGGAAAGCUUAUGAGGUUGUUGUGGAAGAAGGCAAGUUCUUUUACAAGAACAGUGGAGAAAUGCUUCAGACUUCAGCUAUGGAAGAAAGUGAUUCCAAAUGGAUUUUUGUGCUGAGCACGUCGAAAGUGUUGUACGUUGGGAAGAAGAAGAAGGGUACGUUUCAACAUUCAAGCUUCUUAGCUGGAGGAGCUACAGUUGCUGCAGGGAGAUUAGUCGUUGAAGAUGGUGUUCUCAAGGCUGUUUGGCCACACAGUGGACAUUAUCAACCUACUGAAGAGAAUUUCUUGGACUUUCUCUCUUUCCUAAGAGAGAACAAUGUUGAUAUCACUGAUGUAAAGAUGAGUCCUACAGAUGAAGAUGAGUUUUCUCUUUACAAACAAAGAAGCACUCACAUGAGAAACCAUUCUUUGGAAGAGGAUUUGGAGCCUGAGAAGACCAUUAGCUUGCAAGACAAGGCUGAUCCACUAGAAGAAGAAACAACUCCAGUGAUGGCUGAAACACUGAUAAAGAUGGAGUCUAUUGAAGUAUCUGAAGACUAUGAUUCGGGUGAUGAUGAGGAGGAAGAGGAAGAGAUAUUUGACUUAGAACAAGAACCAAUGCCUUCAGAGCAGAGCUCGCCAAGAGGAGGAGAACAAGAAACCAAAGAGAUUGAAGAAGUAGUGAAGAUUCCAGAAGAAUCAAUCCUAAAAAGGAUCAAUUCAAAGAAGGAAAGUAGAUCUUUCCAACUUGGGAAACAACUAUCCUGCAAAUGGACAACAGGUGCAGGACCAAGGAUAGGUUGUGUAAGGGAUUACCCAUCAGCGCUUCAGUUUCAAGCACUGGAACAAGUCAACCUGUCUCCGAGAAGUGCUUCUGUUUCAAGACUCUGUUUCUCCUCCUUGUCUCACACGCAAACCCCUCAGAUGUCACCGUUAUGGCGAGGAUUGUCAUUACCUGCAGAUAUCAUCACCCGUUCGUAACUGAUGAAUUUUUUUUAAUUACACAUAAAGUUCUUUCGAUCUGAUCUAUUCUUUUUGUGUGAAUAGUGACGAUGAUGACUUAGAAAUUCUUUUGUAUUCUUUUUUUCUUCCCCUUUACUGUAACAGAGAAGCAUUUCAUUUGUUUAUUUCGUUUCUUGUUUAACAAGAAAUGAUAGGUUAAAAAAGUGUAAGAUUCUUUUUCAACGCUUUAUAGGUUUUUUUGUAAAAGCCUGCAAUACACAAAAGCGAUGCAAGAUUCUUCUCU
Messenger RNA from Raphanus sativus (radish), 2233 nucleotides. RefSeq names its product IQ domain-containing protein IQM2. Lineage: Eukaryota; Viridiplantae; Streptophyta; Magnoliopsida; Brassicales; Brassicaceae. The transcript is spliced from 7 exons. The record is from RefSeq and is a predicted model, not a curated record. Bases 220 to 1968 code for a protein of 582 amino acids.